AUGAAAGUGCAGCAAACACUCGCCCAGACCUGGAAGCGGCGCCGCGACUCGGACCACGCCGAGGCGAAGCGGCUGAUUGCCGAGCGCGGCGUCGGUCUCCUCGCGGUGCCGGACGAGGCCGCGCUGCCCUUCCUGCCGCUGGCCUGGCUGAUUCCGGCGAACGUGCUCGUGUGCUCGGGCAUGAGCUGUCGGGCCGCCGCGCGCCAGAACGACCUGGGCGACGACGCGGCGGGUUAUGUGUUGGCGCUGGCCCUGACCUGGGGCUACGCCAUCCUCUGGUCGUGGAGCAUCUAUCCCUUCAUCUUCAGCGUUCUCUCGAAAACGGAGAAUCGCUUCCUGGGCUUCCUGGCGGUCCUGGGCGCCUACGGCGCCUGGGGCGUCGCGAACGCCAUCGGCUGCGUCGUCGCGAUGGAGGCCGUCCGGUCGCGCGCCUGGGCUGGGGUGUUCGUCUGGUUCGGCGCGGCGGCGGCGUGGAACGCGUGCCUGUUUUGUCGGAGGCCUCCGCUGCGCCGGGCGAAGGUCGCGUAG
Molecule: messenger RNA, 528 nt
Organism: Pelagomonas calceolata
Lineage: Eukaryota; Pelagophyceae; Pelagomonadales; Pelagomonadaceae
Source: the annotation of a GenBank genome assembly